AGUUUAUUCGGCCUAAAAACGUUUCGCGAAAUAUUUACAUACACGAUUAAUUUUGUACACAAAAAUAUCGAUAUAUAUUGAUAUUUUGAUAUAUAUUUUUUCACAUCCCUACUGCACUUGCAACUUUUUCCAUUUGAAACGCAAUAUUUAAUACGAGUAAUGAAUUUUAGCCAACGCCAACCAAAAUGGCACACAAUACCAGCAGUGGCACUAAAUCAAAUCUUCGACUAUCUGCAGCCCCAGGACCGGCGGGCGGCGGCCAGUGCUUGCUAUUCCUGGAGACUUUCCUUCUUUCAGAAACGCUAUUUUAAAAACUUUCGCUUUCAAUUGGAUCUGGCGUGCGAUGAUCAACUGGCCUUCUUUUAUCGCUCCAUGGCCAAUUUGGCAAAGGAACUGAUAGUGGUCUUUGACUUUCACAAUGCAUUUCACAUUCAGAAGAUGCGACGCCUCCUAUACAAAGUGGCACGCUGUGAUAACAUCCGGGGAUUGCGUUUUCAAACCCACAACGUGGGCCUGGUUGCCAUUGGAAAUAUGCAUAGCGAGCACUUGGCGGCCAUAGAACAAUGCUUUGUUGAACCCUUGAAGCUACUCCUCAACCGCAAGCGUCAGUCGUGCCAGCUGCUGGACCUUGGAGCUAUAGAGGCGCUCACCUACUAUGGCCACGACUUCCUCAAGGCCAUGGGAAAGCCCCAGGAACUGUUGCAGCUGACGCUUGCCAGCAUCAAGUACGAUCCUAGUCACUAUCCCAUUCUGUCGCUCGACACUACGCUGCUGCAGAAGUGCGCCGCCCUCCAGGUGCUGUCCCUCGACUACGACACGCUCUCCGACGAGCUGCUGCACACAAUUCAGGUGCUGCCGCUGCGCAAGCUUCUCAUCGCGGUGCACGGCCUGGACAGCGAGGAGCAGCCAGACGUAUCGGAGUCGGCCUGGGCUCAUUUUAGCGCCCACUUUGCGAGCAUUGAGCUGGUGCUGACCCUGGUGUAUGCCUACGAGGCCAUCGAGCUGCUGCAGCACCGCGUCCUGCGCCGCAACAUGCCGAUAACCCACGUGCGACUGCUCUUCUGCGAACUGAUGAACGCCGAGGCUCUCGACUGGAUGUCUAUACACCACAGCGAGACGCUGCGCAGCAUCCAAUACGUGGACUCGGCGUACAAGAACAACGGCUGCGUCGACUACACCCGCCACGGCUAUAUGCGCCAGGAUCCGUUCGUGAUGAUGGCCUGGCGAUGCAAGCGCCUCGAGGAGAUUGUGGUGCACGGCUAUAUGAUGGAUCCGCACAACCUUGUGGGCAUUGCCCGGCUACGCGGACGGCAACUGAAGCGCCUCGAGGUUUCCCUGAUCGACUGGACCAGCGCCGCUUCGCUGAAUGCCUACAAUGAGGAGAUAAGCACCUUGCUGGGACAAGAAUGGUCGCCGAUCGGCCCUGAAAAGCUGCCGCCAUCGCUGGCCUUUGAUCACGAGGUACGCGAUCAGUUUGUGUACGAGAUGCUGCGCCAGGAUCUAAGCCAGUAGUAAGUGGUCGGGAGAGUAACCAAAAAAAAAAAAAAAAGAGAAAGAGAAAGAAAGAAUUGAAAAGUCGUCAAGUGAAGUGAAAGAGGAGGGAAGUGAAAAAGUGAAGGGGAAAAUCAAAAAAACAUGACAAGUGAUCAAGUCGAGCGCAUAGAAAUUAAUUUACAAAUUGCAAAACCUAAUUACGUAGCUAAAACGAAACCCAAAUGAAAAAUAUGUAAGCAAAAACGACAAUUCAACCGUUAUAUACACUAAGUUAUCAAAAUUUUUAUAUGUAAAGAAAACGUUUCUUAAGUUUUUAUUCUCUUCGUAAUCGUAAUCAAAAUUGCAAUUCGUUAGGCCAAAGCGAGCAGUGCUAGGAGCGGAGCAGAAGACUCACCUGAGCACUCCACAAGUCUAUGUAAUAUUAUGUACAGGGGCGACGACGAGAUGAGUUUGUUGAAAUCUGCUAGAGAAACAUCAUUUUAUAAGCAACAACAACUGUGAUUCAAGCAAGGGCGAGGGCAGCCAACCAGUGGGGGGAGUGCAGCAUUGCGACAACCAACUCUCAUACAAAAACAAAAACGACAACCAACAAAUUGUUAAGCGAAUUGUCUAGUUAGCUAAGUUUAAAAAGUAACAAAAGAAGGAACAGAAAGAGUGUGUUGAAAGAUGUUUGUAAAACCAAAACCACGACCAAUGUCAAAUUGUUUGCUCAAAAACUCAAUUGGCACAAAUUGUUAAAGCCUUUGUAGUAGUGUGAAUAAGUACGGAAGCGGGCGCUCAAUUGUGAUAAAAACAACAAACAACACCAAAAGCAAAUGUAACAACCAACGAGAGCUCGAUCCUCGUUCGCUAAGCGCCGCCAUUUGUGUAGUUUAAAGUGAUAUUACCAGCAAAGCAGCAGCAGCAGCAGCAGCAGAUCAGUAUCUAUAAGGAAUAAGCUAUAUAGUGGCUGCUGUGCGUGUGCGUGUGUUUGUGGUACAUGCGUUGGCCAGGGGCAGGGGAUAUGUGAACCCAAUACCAAGUUUUAAGUAUUUCGUAGCACAGGCAUUAAUUUAUACAACUAUGUACUAUAUAUAUUUAACCUAUGUUUGCACAAACAAGAAGCAUCAGCAGCAGUAAGCUCACCGCCGCUGCUCGUCCUCCCAGAGUUGCAAGCCGCCGACCAACAAGUACAACCGACACAACAACAACAACAAUGGUACCUGAAGAUCAUGCUGAGCAUUUAAAAGAAGAAGAACAACAACCACAAAGUACUUGCUCAAAUCUAACAAAAACAAUCGAAAGAAAAAACACAAAAAAUCUACUGAAACAGAAGACUGAACCGAACGAUCGGUUGUCAGAGCAAAGCGGUGGAGGCACUGGGCACUGGGACAAACAAAGAAAAAACAGAAUGCGAUCUCAAUGAUAAAACAACUCUUGCAACUAUCCAAUCGACCAUCUCUAUAUAUUUGUAAUAAUCUAACCAAUCAAUGCAAGUAAUAAUUUUUGUUAUGAACUGCAAUAGCGAAUAUUAAUUUGUAAAAGGAAAACGAGUGCAAAUCAUGUGUAAAGCGAAGCAAUCUAUGAAUGUAUGUCGAGCAGCUAAAGAGCAAAUGUAAUGCCCACGGUCACAGGAAACGUUUAGUGUGUGCUUUCGAUUCGAACGAGAGAGAGAGAGAGAGCCCCCCAUGUUUUCCCUGUGGCCGGGCAAUUAAUUUAAGACUAGUACGUACCAACACAACAACCAACAACACCAAUAACAACAACAAAUGUGAUAAAAGUGUUAUGCUGCUUCCAAGGACAACCAACAACUUUGUGCAAGAAAAACACGAUCCAAGACAGCGCACGAUAGAAGCAAAAGAGAAAGUGUAGUGAGCAUUGGAAUGGCAGGGCCUUAGGGAUUCAGGCUUUCUAUAGCUACAAGACAUCUGAAGAUAUUUCAUUCUGACUGUAUUAUUGGAAUUAUAAUUUUAUUAAUUGUUUUCAGUGAAGAUCUGAAUGAUACUUCUUCCAAAUCAUAAACAAAUAUAUUUGUUUCUUUUUUCAUUUUUAAAGCUAUUAAGCUCGUUUCCUAGGUCGUAAAAGAUGUUUUCCUAAAAAUAAAAGUAUUAUUAAGUGAUUAAGUUAAAAUAGAAAAGAAAACAAAAAUUGUCCUCUAUGUUUGUUUCUACACAAAAUUCAAUCAAGAUGUCUUUUAUCUAUAGAAAAUACAAGAUUUAAGAACAACCCACACUAAAUCGUUAGGCCCCCGAUCAAUGGAGUCAUUCAAUUACAAUCAACGUAAACGAAAAGAGUAUUAAGUUUUUCUGUUAUACUAGAGUCACUUCCAACGCUGCUGUCCUAUGAGUAACGUUCUUUUUGUAUACUUACUACAACAACAACAAAAAAAUAUAUAUAUAUUUUAUAUGCCA
Messenger RNA from Drosophila kikkawai, 3884 nucleotides. Its product is annotated as F-box only protein 33. Gene Ontology annotation, biological process: positive regulation of protein ubiquitination. The record is from RefSeq and is a predicted model, not a curated record. Gene Ontology annotation, molecular function: protein binding. NCBI's taxonomy places the organism in Eukaryota, Metazoa, Arthropoda, Insecta, Diptera, Drosophilidae.